Molecule: messenger RNA, 960 nt
Organism: Penicillium egyptiacum
Lineage: Eukaryota; Fungi; Ascomycota; Eurotiomycetes; Eurotiales; Aspergillaceae
Source: the annotation of a GenBank genome assembly
AUGGCGGACCAAAUUGAUGUCCUCGUAUAUGGAUUGGGAGCGAUUGGCUCCUUCUAUGCCUUUAUCUUGAGUCGCUCUGAGCGUGUGCAACUGACUGCCGUGGCACGUUCAAACUAUGAAGCUAUUCAAGCAAAUGGAAUUACUAUCAAUAGCCAGAAUCAUGGCCAGAAUACCUUUCAUCCACACCGAGUGGUGAAAUCUGUCACGGACAUUUCGCCAGUCGACUAUAUCGUGUGUGCUCACAAAGCAACCGAUCAAGAUGAGGUAGUAGCUCAGCUACAGCCAGCCAUCCACAGCAGGACUACCAUUGUAGUCAUUCAGAAUGGCGUUGGUAACGAGGAACCAUUCCGCAAGCGGCUCCCUGACAACUCUAUUAUAACUUGUGUGACGUGGGUAGGAGCCACGCAGACAAGCCCUGGAAUUGUCGCACACACCAAAUCCGAGGAUAUGCAGAUCGGCUUAUUUCCCAACCCCAAGGUCGAAAACCAAGUCGAGAAAGCACGCCUUGAUACAUUCGCCGAUCUCCUCCGGAAUGGCAAGACCCGGUUCCAGGUCCUUGAAGAUAUGCAGAUCCAGCGAUGGGAGAAGGUGGUUUGGAACGUAGCAUGGAACUCGUUGACGACCCUGACGAUGGUGGAUACACAGUCGUGGUUGAAGUCUUCAGAAGAUGCGACGCCUUUUACACGCCAAUUGAUGCAGGAGGUCAUUAACAUCGCCCGUGGCUGUGAUGUUCCGCUGAAGGACGGUCUGAUUGACCAGCUUAUGGACAAAAUCAAUGCCAUGCCCGGAAUUGGAAGCAGCAUGCAGACAGAUUGUAAAAGUGGACGGCCAAUGGAGAUCGACGUUAUAUUGGGCUUCCCGGUGCGGAAAUCUCGAGAACUCGGCAUUCAAGCCCCCUUUUUGGAGACUUUGCACGUUCUUCUUCGGGCGGUUGAUGGUCGACUCAGGGCCGCGCGGUAG